AUGGGCUCCAUCGAGGAGACAUAUGGAAUCUUCCGCUUCGUAGACCCGGAUUUGUCAGUAUCGGCGUACGAUAGAGCUAUCUUCGCCAACCCGCGGCCAAAAAGGCUCGAGCAGCUCAAGCUUCCUUUGCACAACUUCUGGACUUCUGACGAAGUUGCCAAAGGCAAUGCAGGUCUCGACACUCAAGGCUUCACAUACAUCAAGCAUGCUUCGUCCUUGACAGCAGAUGAAGUGUUCGAGGGCAGAAAUGUGGAAGAUGUCUUGGUUCCAGAGACCAUCGACAUGAUGCUCAAACUGACUGGAGCUAAACACGGCGUUGCGCACAACGUAGGAUUCCGCCGCAAGUCUGCAGCCAAGCAGGAGAAUCUGGACUUCAUUCCCAUGAGAGGCAAUGAGCUGGACCAGAUCCUUGCAAAGAUGCCCAAGAACCAACUUCUAGUGAAUGGAAAGGAUGUGCAGUCCUCCAGCGAACCAGCACGCCAGUGCCACGUAGACACAACGCUGAAAGGGCUCCGCACGACUCUGCGGUCUGCAACAACAGAGAUCGCAGAAUCAGCACGAAACGUCAUCGAAGCAGAGGAUCUCCGCGCAUCAGGCGUAGAUGUCAGAGUGCCUCGUUUUGCUUCUUACAGUAUCUGGCGACCGUUGCAGACGGUCAAGCGUGAUCCGAUCUCUGUUUGCGAUUAUCGCUCGCUGGACAUGUCGGAGCUCAUUCCCACCGAGAAUCGAAUUCCCAGCGGCAUCAAUCCAGAAGGCGACUAUGUCGUCGAAGCCUACACGGCACAGCCUCCGAAGCGGCCAGAGCUGCAGAAAUGGUAUUGGGUGCCCGAGCAGAAGCCCGACGAAGUGUGCAUCAUCAAGUUCGCCGAUUCGGCCGCGGAAAACGAUCCCAACAUCGCAGCUUGUGGAUUGCAUGUCAGUCCUGUUCUGCCAGGCACUGAGAACGAAGAGAUCAGACAGAGCUCUGAGACUCGAGUUUAUCUGUUUUGGGAGUAG
Molecule: messenger RNA, 996 nt
Organism: Cercospora beticola
Lineage: Eukaryota; Fungi; Ascomycota; Dothideomycetes; Mycosphaerellales; Mycosphaerellaceae
Molecular function (GO): oxidoreductase activity
Source: RefSeq, a predicted model, not a curated record